GAGACCAGGAUUGUUCCAACUUCAUAUAGACCAUAGUUAGUGACAGCAUUAAAGUUUGAGAUGUUGAAUGCUAAAAAACAAUUAGUCACAAUAUUGUUUAGAUAAAAAUUUGAGAUGUCGGAGGAAGCUGCUGAAAAAGGUUAACUUUAUCUAUGGGACUAAGCUUCAAUUCGGCAUCCGCCCAUUCUUCAGUCUUAAUGUCGUUGCCGCCGAGUACAACAGUGACUCACCAGUGCAUGCACACCAAGGAUGUCGUCACCACCAAUACCAUCAACGACUACAACGGUGAAGAGUUUGUCUUCUACUCUCCAUGGGAGUACGGUGCCAAAACAAACUCAAUAAUAGACUACCACACCAACCAAAAUGACUCAUUGUUGCCACCAGAGAGAAUGUAUAGCCUAUUAUGUCUGGCACUUAGGGAAUCGAUAGCUUUAAGGUGAAGUCAUCCACUCAAGUGGCUACCAUAGGGAAGGGAGGCCUUGCAAGGCAAGAAGGUGCUUGUUGUCCGUUGUGAUAACACCUUUUCAACAAUAAUGUUCAUACCUACAUUGUUCGUUCGUCGUUGGGUAAAAACAUUGCUAUAUCUAUUUAUUUUUAUUAUCAUAUAUAUAUUAUUAAUACUUUUGUUUGC
Molecule: messenger RNA, 631 nt
Organism: Zea mays
Lineage: Eukaryota; Viridiplantae; Streptophyta; Magnoliopsida; Poales; Poaceae
Exons: 2
Coding region: 153-440 (95 amino acids)
Source: RefSeq, marked validated